AUGAAGGUGUUUAUUCAUCAAUUAUACUCCAUAUUGGAUCAAUCUGACUUACGUGAAUGGAUACAUUGGAUACCUGAUGCCGACGGUGUGUUUGCUAUAAAACCAUUUCAUCAUAAUUUUAGUCAAAAGGUAUUACAAAAAUAUUUUAAACAUAAAAACUUCACAAGUUUCGUUAGGCAAUUAUAUAUGUAUGGUUUCCAUAAACUAUCUCCAAAUAAAAAUGUUAUUGAUUCAAAAGCGUCAUUAACAAGUAAUACUGGAAAAACGUCACAAACAAAUUCCACGUCAGCAAAGGAUUCAAAUUCUCGAAAGUCAAAUUCAUUAAGUGAUAAGAGUAAAGGAAAUUCAGAAAAUGCCAAGAAUGGUAAAGAAGAUAUUGAAUGGUAUUUUACACAUCCAUCGGGAUUGUUUCAUAAGGGUUCCGAUGUGGUUACAUUGAAUAAAAUUCAAAGGAAAGGUAUUGGAUUUGGAAGAGAUGGGAAGAGAAAAAAUAUCCUCACAAGGUUAGAUGUAUGUUAUAUAGAACACCCAGAUACUAUGCAUCAAACAACAGAGACAAACUACGGAUAUAACAUGCCCAACUCGGAGGAUCAAUUUCAAUAUUCAACGUAUGAAGAAAAUGAAGUAAGAAACCAGAGUAUAUAUAAUAUGUACAAUAAUAAUAUGAGCCAGAACAGUGAUCUCAAUGUACUACGCAUACAAAAUAAUGGUGAUAAUAGCAGUAUUAAUAAUACUAACAAUGUCUUCAGGCGCCAUUCUAGUAACAAUUCGAUAUACAGUAAUCCUCAAUUGGCUAUAGAAAAUGAACAUAAUAUAAAUGUACCUCACAAGUCAUUUUCCGAUCAAGAGCCACAGCAUGUAACACAACCAUUUUCCUAUAAAUCAGAUUUAAAUAACUAUCAUACUCAACAAAAGAAUGUUCCCUCGAGCAAUAUGUCGUAUGUCCUACACAAUAACUCCGGUAACAAUGCAAAUAGAUUAUCUCCGAUUUCUAGUUCGUAUCAAUCAAUUUCAAAUAAUAUUAAAAACACUACGCCCAUCGUUCCUUUACUAUCCCGUUUACCAAACAGAAUGUUAAAUCCAAUUAAACCUCUAACAUCUCCUCCUAGCCUAAUUAAUAACUCAAACCUUGGUGACAAUGUUUAUAAAACAAAAAGCGAAUCAAGUAUUUCUGCAAGUUUAGGUGGCUCAAGCAAUGAGAGUAAUAUGGGACACCUCAAUGAGAGAAGUUCAAGCUAUUUUCUUAGUCCUUACACAAGUAAUAAUAUUAAAAGUGUAAAUUCAAAAAAUACUUCAGAAUCAUUCAAAGGUAAUUUACUUAAGUCAGAAAGAAAAGAAAAGUUACUUACCGAUACGUUAUUAAUUAUUUCCACCUUUUCAAAAAAUCUUUACGAAGUAAAUAUAAAUCAAGGUUUAAAUUUGCUGUAUUUAGUUGCUGACUUCCAAAAUACUAUAUAUCGUCUUCAAGAACAGUUGGAUACCCUAAAAGAACUCGAGAAUGUAAGUCAAAAUAAACAUGUAACUGACUUUGGUUCCGAGAAUUUGAGCUCACAGGCACCAACAGCUUCAAUAAUGUCAACUGGUGAUCCAUACAUUAGUUCGGUAUACAAUACAAAUGCUUCUCAAAAUAGUAUAUAUGAAGUUCAUUCUUAUAAUUAUAAGUUAGCAAAUUCAAAGUCACCGACGUCUUCCUUAAGACCCAAUUAUUUUCCAUCUCUUCCAUCAUUUCAAAACAGAUUCGAAGAAAAUAUUACGUCAAAAGGACCUUUGAUAAAUAAAGGAACAAAGGAUGUGUUCAAAGGUUGA
Molecule: messenger RNA, 1806 nt
Organism: Tetrapisispora phaffii CBS 4417
Lineage: Eukaryota; Fungi; Ascomycota; Saccharomycetes; Saccharomycetales; Saccharomycetaceae
Product: heat shock factor family protein
Exons: 1
Coding region: 1-1806 (601 amino acids)
Biological process (GO): regulation of DNA-templated transcription
Molecular function (GO): DNA-binding transcription factor activity; sequence-specific DNA binding
Source: RefSeq, a predicted model, not a curated record